UGCAGACUCCUGGACCUGGGGGGCUGCUGGGUUUUGGAGAGGCCCCAGCGAGGGACGCCGCGGGUCACUUCGGCCGCCGGUCCCCGGGCGGGGAGGGCCCAACCUAGGAGAGAGGGGGCGUCCCUUGCCCCGCCUGUCCUGCCCUGUGCCCCUUCCUUGCCCUGUGGGGUCGCUGGCCGGCCCGUGGGUGUGCCCGCUCCCCCUCCAUGCCAACGUGGCGGGGGCCGCGCCAGGAGUGUAAUCGGAUCUGCCCGUGGGGAUGGCUGAGGAGAGGGGAGGUGGAUGGACUGGCUCUUUGCAAGUGGAAUUGUGUCUGCCUGGGUGGAUGUGCUGGCGCCUGGCACUACCGAGUACAUGGUGGCGGCAUCCGUGCCCUGUGCGGGUGGCGGUGACCUGCGAGGGUGGUUGGCGCCGGAGGCGGUCGGGGCUGCAUCAUGAAUGGUGUCCACGCCUUGCACACAGAUGAGGAAGCUGAGGAAAGGAGCAGUUCUGUAACUGGCCCACGGACACAAAGCUAGCCCCGGGCUCUUUCAUGGCUCUUGGGAGGACUUUGGAUUUGAUAGCAUGGCAGCAUUGGUAGGAGGACUUGUUUGACAGCUGUCUGUGGGCAAAUGACCUCCGCCCUCCAGGUCUCUCCUCAUCUGCAGGCUGUUUGGUAAUGUAAGAAAUCAUCAGAAACUGGCUUGGCACCCGUAGCACAGUGGUUACGGUGCCAGCCACAUAUACCAUGGGUGUGCGGGUUCGAACCCAGCCUGGGCCAGCUAAACAACAAUGGCAACUGCAACAAAAAAAUAACCGAGCUCAGCCUCACUGCCAAAAUGAAGCCGAUCCUGCUUCAGGGCCAUGAGCAGUCCAUUACGCAGAUUAAGUAUAAUCGCGAGGGAGACCUCCUCUUCACCAUGGCCAAAAACCCUAUCAUCAAUGUAUGGUACUCUGCAAAUGGUGAGAGGCUGGGAACCUAUAUGGGGCAUACUGGAGCCGUGUGGUGUGUGGAUGCUGACUGGGAUACCACGCAUGUCCUCACUGGCUCAGCUGACAACAGCUGUCGUCUCUGGGACUGUGAAACAGGCAAGCAACUGGCCCUACUCAAGACCAAUUCAGCUGUCCAGACCUGUGGUUGUGACUUUGGGGGCAACAUCAUCAUGUUCUCCACAGACAUGGGCCACCAGUGCUUUGUGAGCUUCUUUGACCUGCGGGAUCCAAGCCAGAUUAACAACAAUGAGCCCUCCAUGAAGAUCCCUUGCAAUGACUCCAAAAUCACCAGUGCUGUUUGGGGACCCCUAGGGGAAUGCAUCAUUGCCGGCCAUGAGAGUGGAGAGCUCAACCAGUAUAGUGCCAAGUCUGGAGAGGUAUUGGUGAAUGUUAAGGAGCACUCCCGGCAGAUCAAUGACAUCCAGUUAUCCAGGGACAGGACCAUGUUUGUCACUGCAUCCAAGGACAACACAGCCAAGCUAUUUGACUCAACGACCCUUGAACAUCAGAAGACCUUCUGGACAGAACAUCCUGUCAACUCUGCUGCUCUCUCCCCCAAGUAUGACCACGUGGUGCCGGGUGGUGGUCAGGAAGACAUGGAUGUAACCACAACCUCCACUAGGAUUGGCAAGUUUGAGGCCAGAUUCUUCCAUUUAGCCUUUGAAGAAGAGUUUGGAAGAUUCAAAGGUCACUUUGGACCUAUCUGAAGUGUUGCCUUCCAUCCUGAUGGCAAGAGCUACAGCAGCAGUGGAGAAGGUGGUUACGUCGCAUCCACUACUUUGACUCACAGUACUUCGAGUUUGAGUUUGAGGCGUAAGAAGUUGGAUCUCCAUCUAGGCCAGGGUGGCUGCUCACAGAAAGUUUUGGACUCUGAGAAAUAAAUAAAUUUGGUAAUAAAUAAAAAAAAAAUAGCCGAGCGUUGUGGUGGGUGCCUGUAGUCCCAGCUACUUGGGAGGCUGAGGCAAGAGAAUUGCCUUAAGUCCAAGAGUUAGAGGUUGCUGUGAGCUGUGACAACAUAAUGAGACUCUGUCUCAAUAAAAAAAAAAAAAAAAGAAAGAAAUUAUCAGAAACUUAGCGACUUAAAACACAAAUUGAUUAUCUUACAGUUUUGGAGGUCAGAAGUCCAAAGUGUAUU
Molecule: messenger RNA, 2107 nt
Organism: Nycticebus coucang (slow loris)
Lineage: Eukaryota; Metazoa; Chordata; Mammalia; Primates; Lorisidae
Product: eukaryotic translation initiation factor 3 subunit I-like
Exons: 2
Coding region: 819-1679 (286 amino acids)
Biological process (GO): cytoplasmic translational initiation
Cellular component (GO): cytoplasm; eukaryotic translation initiation factor 3 complex, eIF3m
Molecular function (GO): protein binding; translation initiation factor activity; RNA binding
Source: RefSeq, a predicted model, not a curated record